This is a messenger RNA of Cherax quadricarinatus, 3240 nucleotides long. Its product is annotated as protein-L-isoaspartate O-methyltransferase domain-containing protein 1. The record is from RefSeq and is a predicted model, not a curated record. Gene Ontology annotation, biological process: protein modification process. Gene Ontology annotation, cellular component: cytoplasm. NCBI's taxonomy places the organism in Eukaryota, Metazoa, Arthropoda, Malacostraca, Decapoda, Parastacidae. Gene Ontology annotation, molecular function: protein-L-isoaspartate (D-aspartate) O-methyltransferase activity.
UGAUAUGUUUUGAUACGGUGUGACGUCACUGAGCAGCUGACGGAGGAAAACAGAUCGUAUGGCGAGGUACAUCAUCUAGCUCAGUCGCAAUAUAUAGUUUCUUGAGUUUUCGCCGGUACAUCGCCAUGAAUACUCGCUGAUUAAAAUUCUGACUAGCUGCAUUACUUGGAAAAGAAUGUUAUAGCAUUGCAGUGCAGAGUAAGAUCUGGAUUGACAAGGCUAAGCACACUUUCCUUAGUGAGAGAAUUAAAGAUGGGGGGAGCGGUGAGUGCCGGUGUGGACAAUGAUGACCUAGUUGACAACCUCAAAGCUGCCAGUUACAUAACUACACCAUUGCUCGAACGAAUUUUCAGAGCUGUAGAUCGUGGAAAUUAUUUCACUGCAGAAAAUCGUGAACAAGCUUACAGAGAUAAUGCAUGGAAAAAGGGAAAUUUGCAUUUAUCAGCUCCCUGCAUUUAUGCAAAGGUGAUGGAAGGCCUUCAAUUAGCACCUGGACACUCGUUCCUCAAUCUGGGCUCUGGCACAGGGUACCUCUCCACUAUGGCAGGCCUUAUUAUAGGUCCGUAUGGCAUCAAUCAUGGAGUGGAGCUUCAUGCAGAUGUGGUAAAAUAUGGACUUGAGAGGUUAGAAGAAUUUAAGAGGGUUUCAUCAGCCAUUGAUGCUUUUACUUUUUGUGAUCCUUUAUUUGUACAAGGUAACUGCUUAUGUUUGCCCCCGGAUAUGCGUCUUUAUGAUCGUGUAUACUGUGGAGCUUCAUGCCCUGAGACCCAUGAACAGUAUAUGAAGGCCCUUGUAAAGCCUGGAGGUGUGUUGGUGAUGCCAAUCAAUGAUCAGCUUGUGAAGAUGACUCGUAGUGGACCAAACACAUGGGAAAAUUUGUUCUUACUUCCGGUCUCCUUCUCAUCUCUUGUUAUGCCAGAUCCUAACCAUCCUCCAGCUACAGUUACUCUCCCUGUUGUGGAGUUACCAGAUCUUCAGGAUAUGUGUCGUCAAGAGCUUCGCUCUCUCCUCCGUGCAAACAUUGAACAUGAGCAUCCUGAUUUGGUCACAGCUGCAAAUAGACCAAUGCACAAACGCUCAAGACCACGUGAUCGUAGACAGAUUAGGCGGGUAGUUGUUCCCUAUGUUCCUGUCCCCUUUUAUGAGUCUGAUGAUGACCCUCGGAUGAUUUCAGAUGAUGAAAAUGAUAACCUCAUUGAUGCUCAGCAUCACACUAAUCAGUUCUCUACCUUUAUUGAACUGGCUAGAAACCUUGCUGGCCAAAGGAGGUUGGAGAGAGAGAGGGAAGAAAAUGAGGCCAGACAAAACCGUGAAGAAAGGGGUCCAGACACUGAACUUGAAGAUGGAGAGGAAGAAAAAAAGGAUGAUGCACAUACAAGCAGUAAUGAUUCUGAAAUAGUUGAGAGUUGUGAUGCUGCAACAGAACUAGGGAAAUCAGCAAAACAAGUAAUAUCUGUUAAAGAAAAAGUGAGCAAAGAUGUGGAAGAAGUUGUUCCAGAAAACCCUCAAAAUGGCGAAGAACCAAUACCAUCAGUUGCUACCAUGCCACAUUCUGACCCAAUACCAAUGACUUCUACACCUGUUAUGCCAGUGAAGUCUAAUAAGAAACGAGAAAAGUUUGAUAGUGGAGUAGGGGAUGAAAUUGAAAAUGGAAAAGGACCUAGCUCAGAAUCUGAUCAAGGAGAUGAUGGUGACAUUGACAUGGAUAUAGAUUCUACAGAUUCAGAUUACUCUGAUAACUCUGCUCCAAGAACGAAAGUCACCCGGCUACUGGAUGCUGAUGACCCAUCUUGCCCUUGUGGAGGAAACUGCAGUGAGAGUUUUAAGACAAGAAGAGGAGAUGACCCAGAAGAUAAUGAAGAAGGCGACAGCUGUAAGAGAGUAUCUGCUGCUGAGACUUAUUCUACUUACAUGCGGGAAAAAAUUGGUUUGCUACCUCUUCCCCAUGCCCUGAAAUUGUACCUGAAUUAUAAUAGGGAAUUAUAAGUUAGGGCUUUGUAAGCAGUUCCUUUGUGAAUUGUGAUAAAUCUAAUCAGUUCUUUUAAGAAUUUUAUUUAGAACUUUUCAUACAGUACAGCAUUUUUUUGUACAUAUAUGUGAUAAUUAUAAUUGAUAAGUAUGUUUAAUUUAAUGCAGGUCAGGGAAACUGAUAAUGUUUAAAUUUGGUAUACUGCAGUGGCAUGCACGUGCAAAUUUGCCAUAUUUAGAUGCAAUUACAAAUGCACACUACAUUAGGUAUAGUUUCAUCAAAGAUCCAAGAUAGAUAACUUAUUUCCAAAGGAAUAUAAACAAAUUUCCAGGUUAAGAAAAGGAGUAGCAAACUCCUUCAGUGGUUGUUACCUCAGUGAAGGAAUGUCUUCGUUUAUUACUAUGUUAAUUUGGCUGGCUCAAGUAUCAUAGCCCACCGUCCAUCAGCAUUUUUCUUUAUUCCAAAAGCUAUUAGUGCAUCUAUUUGAAGCUUGGCGUGAGCACAUUAGGAUAAUACAUUAUCUCGUGAGCAACAUUUUACGUGCUAAUGAAUUGAGUAAAGGAUAUAAUGGAUAACUAUGAAUGAAAAAUGUAGGUAAUAUCUAUAGGGCUUGUGUGUGUUAACUAAAUGUUCUUCCAAAAAAAAAAAAUGUGUAGCUAAAAUAUACACUGAAUUACUUGUAAUUUCUCAUUUAAUUUUUUGUAGUUGAGUUGCCUUAUCAUCCACUGCAAGAUUAUUGAUUAAUAUAGAAUUUUAUAUAAAGUAAUAAAAUUUUCUUUUGAGCACGUGUGUACUCUAGGGCAAAGAUUUUUUUUUAUAUUUACAUACAGUACAUAACUACAAAGCCAGUGGAGUUUGUAGCCACCUAGUUUUUUCUUUAUUAGAAUUUUAAUAAUAGCAUGUUUAUAGAGAUAUGGCAUUGUCUCAAAUGUAUAUUGUGUUAUUUAUUGUUUGUAUGACAUGUUCAACCACUGUAUUGAUGGUUUUAUAAUGCAGGUAUAUAUACAGUACAGAAGGAAGUGCUGAACCCAUAGGGGAUAUAUAUUAUAUACAUAAAAUUAAUGGAAUAUUAAAAUUCUUCACAAAUUAAGUAAGGUUUAGGAAUACAGCAUGUCUCUAGCAUGUAAAUCUACAGUACUUUACUUUGUGAUAGCCAGGACAGUAUUGGGAUUAUAAAGAAUUAAAGAUUUACUUGUAUAUGAUGUAUAACUACUUUGUAUAGUCUUCAACCAUUUGGUAUUACAAUUGAAUAAAUUUUACUAAACCACAAA